This is a messenger RNA of Caenorhabditis remanei, 678 nucleotides long. RefSeq lists its product as uncharacterized. The record is from RefSeq and is a predicted model, not a curated record. The coding region runs from base 1 to 678 and encodes 225 amino acids. NCBI's taxonomy places the organism in Eukaryota, Metazoa, Nematoda, Chromadorea, Rhabditida, Rhabditidae. The transcript is spliced from 4 exons.
AUGUGUCUCGGACCUUGGACACCGAAAGAGAGAAUCGAGAAGUUGGAGGCGGAGUUGGAAUUUGAGAGGAAUCAGCAUGAGGAGACAAAAUCUCAACUGCUCGAGAAGGAAUUGGAAAAUCAACGUCUGCUAGCUGAAAUUGAAAAACUCAAAUUAUCUGCAUCAAAAAAGAAAAAGAAGCCGUGUAGAAGGCACGUGAAGAAACUCCAGGAGCAGUUAAAAGAGAUUCCUGAAGCGACUCCAAUAAAUUUGACGCCUCAAGAGGAUUCAGAAGACACCCAGAAGACGUCAGAGGCCCAAAUGAUGUAUCUGGCUCCCAUCACGAUGAAUGGACUCUACCAAACCUUAGGCCUUCGACCACAAAUGGUGAAUAUGGUACCCAACAAAGUUUUGCCUCGACAAUCGAGUGCAUUGGUUUUGAAGGCGCUAGAGGAGGCAGAAGCCCUGGAGAAGGCGUCUAAGGAUCACGAGCUGGAAAAUCUGGAGAUUUUGGAAGAAACGGAUUCAGAAGACACCCAGUCAUGGUCGGAUAUCUUGGAGACCCAAAAGGAUCCGGAAUUUUCGGAAAAAGAAUCAGAAGACACCCAUCAGCCCUCUGAAAUUUCUGAAACCCUAUCAAAAAUCGCUUCCCUUGAUUCCACCCGUUUACUAAACCUCAAAUACUCCUUUAUUUUCUGA